Colius striatus (speckled mousebird) is the source of this 2817-nucleotide messenger RNA. It is a transcript of the gene C6, whose product is annotated as complement C6. The transcript is spliced from 17 exons. The record is from RefSeq and is a predicted model, not a curated record. NCBI's taxonomy places the organism in Eukaryota, Metazoa, Chordata, Aves, Coliiformes, Coliidae. Gene Ontology annotation, cellular component: membrane attack complex. Gene Ontology annotation, molecular function: protein binding. Gene Ontology annotation, biological process: immune response.
AUGGACACCACUAUGGAUAAGACUGUGUUAAUUCACUUGAUCCUGAUGAGCCUGGUGAUUGGGGGCAGCCAGGAGUGCUACCGCGAGCAUUACCCAUGGGGGUCAUGGUCUGCCUGUUCACAAACCUGCAAUUAUGGCACACAGAUCAGGCACAGGCAAAUCAGAAUGGAUGAUUACUAUAGCCAAAACUGUAACCGGCUGUGCAAAAAACAGGAAUCACGUGCAUGUAACCAGCACACAUGUUCUAUCAACUGUCGGCUUGGAGAUUUUGGCCCUUGGUCAGAAUGUGACCCAUGCGUUAAAAAACAAUUUCGUGUCCAGACACUCCUGCGAUCAUCCCAGUUUGGGGGUCAGGUCUGUACUGAGCCACUGGUGGAGACUCGCCCGUGCUUCCCAGCUAGGCUCUGCAACAUAGUGGAAGUUGAUUGCAAGAAUAAAUUUCAGUGUGAAAGCAGUCGCUGUAUUGCAAAAAAAUUGGAAUGCAAUGGAGAAAAUGACUGUGGAGACAACUCUGAUGAAAGAAAUUGUGGGAGGAAAAAGACCAUGUGUAACAGAAAGUAUGACAGCAUCCCAGGUGUGCAGUUAAUAGGCAGUGGAUUUCACAUUCUGGCAGGAGAGAGUCGAGGGGAGGUCCCUGGCAACUCAUUCAAUGGAGGACAAUGCACAACUGUGAAGCACAAUGAGACAAGGAAGUUGUACCGUGUUCCUGUGAACUUGGAGGCUGUCAGCUUUCAGGUAACAUAUGAAGAGGAUGAUGUAGCAUCAGAUUUCUACAAUGAUUUAACUCCCCUGAGUGAUAGAGCUCAUGGAAGUAGUUCAUCCACUCAUGGACAUACAAAAUCUUCUGGUAUCCCAUUUAUAUUCUCAAGAAAGACACAGGUUAAAGUCACCUCAUCUUCGUCCUUCAAGAAAGCCAUUGAAGCUUCAUAUGAAAAGAAUUCCAACUUUAUUAGAGUCCAUAAAGUAAUUUCUGUUGCAAACUUCACUAUGAAAGAGUCGGGUCUGCAGCUCUCAGAUGUCUUUCUAAAAGCACUCAAUCACUUGCCCCUGGAGUACAAUUACGUUUUAUAUAGCAGAAUAUUUGAUGACUUUGGCACUCAUUACUACACCUCUGGGAAGAUGGGUGGUUCCUAUGACAUUCUUUACCAGUACAGCUCUGAGGAAUUGAAGAACUCGGGCUUGGCAGUGGAUGAAUCAACCGAGUAUGUCCGAACAGAAACAAGAAGACGCGUGUUACUCUGGAAGAAAACGAAAGUCAGUAUGAGGUGCACCACAAACAGGAUGACUGAGAAACAUGAAGGUUCCAUUUUGGAGUCAGCUGAAAGGUCAAUCUCACUGAUAAAAGGUGGCAGGUCAGAAUAUGCAGCAGCUCUGGCCUGGGAGAAAAAAGGGGCUUUUCCAGGACAUGUAGUCUUCACAAAUUGGCUGGAAUCAACAAAGGACAAUCCAGUGGUAGUUGACUUUGAGGUGUCGCCCAUCAUGGAUUUGGUGAAGAAUGUGCCAUGUGCAGCAACCAAACGUCGCAACCUGGGGAGAGCCCUGAGAGAAUACGUGGGCAGGUUUGACCCUUGCCACUGUGCCCCAUGCCCAAACAACGGCAGGCCUGUGCUCUCUGGGACUGAGUGCCUCUGCCUGUGCCAGGCUGGCACCUAUGGCAAAAACUGUCAGAUAUGAGCUCCAGGUUACAAAUCAGUUGCUGUAGAUGGAUGCUGGGGCUGCUGAUCUGAAUGGAGUUCUUGUGAUGCUUCCUUCAAAACAAGAAGGACCCGGAAGUGUAAUAAUCCCUCCCCAGUGAAUGGUGGGAAGCCUUGUGAAGGAGAACAGGAAGAAGAGGAGGACUGUUAUGUUUCUGUAUUCAUGGACAGGGGUGCUCCUUGUAUAAAUGAUGAUGAAUCCAGGAGAGAAGAGGAUGUCUUGGUUGGUGAACCUGAGUCUGGAUGCUCCAGGCCAGACCCACCAGAAAAUGGCUUUAUCAGGAAUGAAAAGAAUUGGUAUGCUGUGGGGGAAGAAGUUGAAAUAGCCUGUGUGAGUGGUCAUGUCCUCAGUGGCUAUCGACUCCUUCGAUGUCUGCCUGACCAAACCUGGACCCAACACACAGUUGAAUGUCAAACCUCAGUAUGCCCCAGGCCACCAACAUCUGACAGCAUCACAAUUUCCCCGUUUAAGCAACAGUACAAUAUUGGCGAAAUGAUGACUCUAAGCUGCCAAGCUGGGUUCAUAGUCACUGGUCAAACACAAUAUACCUGUGGGAAAAACCUGUCCUGGAUACCUCACAUUUUGGGAUCUAUUACAUGUGAAAAAGAUGUGCAAACAAAAAUUAGAGGUGUUUGCAAUCCAGGACAAAAGCAAGUUGGAUCUCAGUGUGUUUGUAUGUCUCCAGAAGAAGACUGUGGCCACUACUCAGAAGACAUCUGUGUGCUACAUGCUGUUUCUGAACGGAAUGUAACCAAGUCCAGUUGUCAGCAUUCAGCCGAAAUAUGCCUCGGAGAGCAGUCAUUUCAUUUUUUACAUGCUGGCCCUUGCCAUGGUGAUUUCAACCUGGAAUGGGUUAUUGAAAGGGCAAAGCUCUCUACAAACAGCUUGAAGAAAGUGCCCUGUGGCUAUGACACCUGCUACGACUGGGAAGAGUGUCCAGAGACACAGACUCAGUGCUCCUGUCUGAUGCCUUACCAGUGCCCCAAAGAAGAGAGACACCUUCACUGCAUCCAAAUGAGGUCAACAGGGAGGAGGAGAGCAGUUAGUCAUUGCAUGCUAGCAGCCAUGAAGUGUGCUGGCAUCAAACUAAAGGUGCUGGAGCAGGGAAGCUGCCUGGUGUAA